CGAAGUAGACAAAGCGGCCGAUUCAGACGUACUGGUCAUUGCUUGGUCAGAGACAAAUUCCGUGUUAAAAACAACUGAAAACUCGGAAAAAAACGACUGAAAAAUAGAUUUGAACGGUCAUCAAUCUCGGAAUUCCAACUCGGGCCACUUGCUGGAGCUCCGACUUUACAACCUGAAGAUCAUGAUUUGACCUCGUUUUUCCCCGAGUUCCCAGUUGUUUUCAACGCGGCAAGAGUCCCCAAGGCUGUCAUUGUCAACAACCAUCAUAAACACACUGCUGACGAGACGCCAUUCUACUUUACUGUCUCCUCCAUAGACAUUAAAACUCUCAUCAUACAUUUUCUUUCUCCUCCACCUGUCUUAUUUGAGCGAGAGGUUUCCGCCUUUACUUCUUCUCUGGUGGGUGGAGUCGGUCACCUGAACCACAAGGUAGGACAUAUUUCUUCGGUGAGCGAACUGUGAUCUCCACAAAAAUGUUUACAUUUUCGGAUUCAUAGUUCACCAAGCGGAAUCACCUCAACUGCCAUUAUGAGCCAGCCCCACAGAGGGCAAAGGGGGAGAAACGGUGGUCUCCACGAGCAUCGGGAACACAGGCCACGACGGGAGCUGCAGCACAACUCUAGACAACCAUCAAGCGACAGGUCCUCUUCUCAGCCUCCAUAUUACAGGGACUCCACACCCCCUCUUAAACAUGUGCGGCACCGAGAAGCCCCAGAAGAGGAUUAUAAUGGGUCCAAAUGCACCAAUAUCUGUUCUAGGAGAGGUAUGGUGUUGAUCUGUUCAGUCCUGACCAAUGCCCUGGUCCUGAUCUGUGUGGUGGCAGCUCAGAUGGUGGUGUCAGGCAUGUCUGCUAUGGGUGGCCUGGCGGGAGGCAGCUUCAACCUUAACACUAACAUCCCCUUCGAGGGCCAAGAGCUGCAACAGGUGAGAGACCUGGACAUGCAGUACAGCCAGAUGAGAGCUCCGGGAAUCUACGGGGGCGUGGCAUUUGCGCUAGUCUUCGGUGUUGUCUCCCUCUUGUUCGUAGUCUCUGGGAACAAGCCCGCUCACCUGCUGGGCCAGAAGCUACUGAUGGGAGCAUUGGUGUUCCAGGGUUUGGGAGCAGUACUCUACGUGGUGGCUGUGGGGUUGUACCUCCACUUUGUCAUCCAGGUAAACAGUACAGAUGUGUGUAAGAGAAGGGAGAGGCUCUAUGCACGUUCAGGUUUAACCUGGAUGAACUGUGAUGUGGGAGGAGCAGACGCGGCCGUGGCUUUGUUUGGGCUGAUCACUGCGAUACUCUACACUGCCGGUACAGUGCUUACGUUCCACACGGUGCGCUGGGUCAGGGGCUACCUGAAGGAUCGCAGGCUACACGAGGAGAGAGAUAGACGACCCCCUACUGCCAGUUCCCACCCCCAUAGGGCACCACUACGGUCUGAUACCGCUCUGUGACGGAGAUGCAGGUUGGGCCUCAAAUAGCUCCCUAUUCUCUAUAGAGUACAUUACUUUUGAUCAGGGCCCAUAGGGCUCUGGUCACAAUAAAUAGAUUGUAGGAAAUCGGUUGCCAUUUGGGACGACACCACAGAUGAAACCCGGAAGGGACCAAAGUGCUUUUUCACUCGAUCCCUUUUCAUUAAAACUGUCUGUCCAUUUGACAGUAAUGGGACUUGCAACUACCCACUGGGCAAAGAUGUCAGUUCAACAUCUAGUUUUGAUUUACUUUUGAGUUGUCAACAGUUAAAUCAACAAAAAUGUGAACCAUUUAGGUUUAAAGUAGGGUGGAAAAAAGGCAUCUCUAACUUUUUGCAAAUCCAGUAAGUUUGAUGUUGAUUCCAAUAUCAUCACCUUGAAUGUUUUGUUGAAAUGACAUGGAAAACAAUGUUGAUUCACCCAGUUUGCUCCCUAAACUUCUGUAAAGCAUGGAUUUGAUAUUAAUUCCUUUUUAACUGCAACAUGAAUGACCCACUGAUCUCACAGACAGAUCUUGUUAUUCAUCAAUAAAACUUUUGUAUGUAUGCAUGUGUGUAUAUAGAGGUUGCAUGUAAAUAAACCUUUACAUUUAUCUGCCACUCAA
Molecule: messenger RNA, 2056 nt
Organism: Oncorhynchus gorbuscha (pink salmon)
Lineage: Eukaryota; Metazoa; Chordata; Actinopteri; Salmoniformes; Salmonidae
Exons: 5
Coding region: 529-1434 (301 amino acids)
Cellular component (GO): membrane
Source: RefSeq, a predicted model, not a curated record